UGCACUUUUGAACUUCUUCGGCUACCGUAGCCGGGCCCUCCACGGAUUUGUGCGCCUGCGCGCUGCGGGAAGGCUCUCCAUUUCGGCGUGAACCGGGAAGGACGUUGGUGUGGAGGACAUUCACGACCAUGAGUUCCGGUACGUUGCCGAAACCUCAGAUGCGUGGUCUUCUGGCCAAGCGCCUGCGGGUUCACAUCGUUGGAGCUUUCAUCGUGGCCCUGGGAGUGGCUGCUGCCUAUAAGUUUGGUGUGGCUGAACCCAGAAAGAAGGCGUAUGCAGAUUUCUACAGGAAGUACGACUCCAUGAAGGACUUCGAAGAGAUGAGGAAGGCUGGUAUCUUCCAGAGUGCGAAGUGACAUCAGAAUGUGCAGAAUAUUUGGAUUGCACUCAGAAGAUGUUCAUCGCUGACCUGUGUUCCCGAACUGUGAAACAUGAGUAUGUGGGCUAAGGAAAAGUUUAUCUCAAUAAACAAUUAACAGUUAUA
This is a messenger RNA of Myodes glareolus (Bank vole), 484 nucleotides long. It is a transcript of the gene Cox6c, whose product is annotated as cytochrome c oxidase subunit 6C. The record is from RefSeq and is a predicted model, not a curated record. NCBI's taxonomy places the organism in Eukaryota, Metazoa, Chordata, Mammalia, Rodentia, Cricetidae.